Messenger RNA from Heterocephalus glaber (naked mole-rat), 2611 nucleotides. NCBI's taxonomy places the organism in Eukaryota, Metazoa, Chordata, Mammalia, Rodentia, Bathyergidae. The record is from RefSeq and is a predicted model, not a curated record.
ACAAAAAAAAUGGAACAAAAUACAUACUCAUCUUCAAAAUUUAAAUGAUAGUAUAGAGCAGAAGUUGUCUUUGAAUUUCCCUUCCUCACCCUGCUUCCAAGUCCAGUCUGGACUCAAACUUGUGAUCCUCCUGCCUCAGCCUCCCAGAGUACCAGGAUUACAGAAAUGUGCUAAUGUCCCUGGCCAGUUGGUGAAUCUUUCGAAUUUGGAGUGGACAGGGAAGCAUUCAUACAAAAAUCCCCCCCCCCUUUUUUUUUUUAAAGUAUUUUGGUGCCUGCCUGAGUCCCUGACAGGGUGGGUCCUGACCUUGUGGGGGUCACAGGGCGUGGAAACAAAGGGGUGUGUGACAGGGACAGGUCACAAAGGCAGGAGAGGAUAAAUACAGCUGUGCAGUGCCACAGACCAAGGUGUUUGCAGCUUUUUCUCCAACUCAAGACUGUAGCCUCCUGGAGAGAGAAACAUUAUCUCGACUGGAAAUGAGGCAUGCUGAUCCAGAAGAAAACCUCCUGGAGGUAUUUUUUCAUCUCUGAAGAGAGUCCGUCAGAGGUCCAGACACCCUCCCCGGGCCCUGGACACUGAGGCAGAGGACGCAGGGCCCCCUGGCCGGCGCCCCUGCCGUGACAGGAGAUGGCCACGAACGGUGAGUCUCCGUUACCCUGCUACGCAGCCAAGAGCGGCCCUGCGGCCAGCAUCUUCGGUACCAGCAUCGGGAAGCUGCAGCGGCAGCUGCACGAGGGCGAGUACUACAUGUUCAGGUCCACCCCUAUGUUCGAGAGCGACUUCGUCCAGAUCACCAAGAGCGGGGAGCCCAUAGAUGUGCACAACCACAGGGACUUGGUGACCGUGGCCGUGGCCUGCACCAGCCCCAUCCUCCCGAUCCCGAUCCCGAUCCCCAGCGUCAUGCUCCUGGCCCGGGAGGCCACCAGCUGUGAACAGUGCCACAGCCAGGCCCCCAAGAGGAAAAAAUGCAAGGCGGAGGAGCCCCUGGAGCUCACCAGGCUCCUCCCCUUGAAGUUUGUUAAGAUCUCCGUUCAUGACCUCGAGAAACAGCAGCUUCGCCUGAAGUUCGCCACGGGCUGCUCUUUCUACCUGCAGCUGUGUCGCCCCCUGGAUGCGUGUGAAGACCUCUUCACCUACUGGGAGAGCCUCAUUGACCUCCUGCAGCCGCCCUUUGAAAGUAUCAGUGGCACCUACGCCACCCCGGCCGAGGACAUUCUCUGCCUGCCUGCGCUGGCCGACGCUGACAGGGCCAGCCUGGCCUCCUGGUACACCUACAGCAGAGACUCCUGGGACCAGGUCAGCAUCCGGAGUGUCCAUUCGGACCCCGAGCUGACCGGAACCACCUUGGACGACCAAGGCAGAGACUCCUGGGACCAGGUCAGCAUCCGGAGUAUCCAUUCGGACCCCAAGCUGACCGGAACCACCUUGGACAACCAAGGCAGAGACUCCUGGGACCACGUCAGCAUCCCGUCUAUCUACGAGGUCCCCAAGGUGCCCGGGGCCACCUCCCCUGCUUAUGCCAGUGGGGAGGGAGACCAGCCCAGCUCUCGUACAUCCACCGCCACUCCCAAAGUAUGCACCCCAGAAACAAGAUCCGCGGGGUCUGCCGAAGCGUCAGCACCAGGGACAAAAAGAGAGGCGGCGGCAGCUGGGGUGGCAUCAGGCAUGCCAAGUGUGGAAGCUGCCCAAGUGAACACAGCCCUGGCCGAGGCCACCUUUAUAGGGGAAGGAGGAAGCAAAAGCCCCGUGGCAGGCAUUGGCAAGACAUCCCCAAGGAGCAUGAGUGUCGCCUUGGCCGGCGCUGGCCAGUUCUCGGAGCCCGUGUCCAGCACAGCCAGCUGCUUCUCCCCAGGGGACAAGGCGAGUGCCUCGUCUGAGGGAGGAGAAGCCAGCCCCAAGGAGGCCGGGGAAGCAGCCAACGCCCCGGCCGUGGGCGUGAGGGUGCGUGAAGGCCCCGGGGGUGCAGAGGCCGGACAGCAGGGCAGCCCCCGGGCCAGCAGGGCCUCCCGCAAAGAGCACAGGGAAAGACGCGAAGGUCGCCACAAGACAGAGCGGGACAAGAUGGCCCAGAAGUCGUCCAGCCGGUCCUUAUCGGGCCACAGGACGCACAGAGUCAAUAAAAAUGAAGAAGGCGGCCACCGCAGAGCCAAGAGCAGCAGGGACGGCCACAGCCCCAAGGGCAUCAGCCACACCCGCCUUGAGAAGAAGCCCAGGAGCUCGAACAAAUCCAGGAGGAACAAAUCCAGGAGGAGGAGCUCAUCUGCUGAGAGCUCGGAGUCCACGCCCAGGAGACUCAGCAGGUUCAGCUCUUUCCUAAGGAAGAUCAGGGCCAAGCUCGGCGUGAAGGGGGUGGCCUCACUGCAUGGUGGCGACGUGGACACGGUGCCCAGGAGGGUGGAAGAGACCGACCUGGAGGCCAUGGUGGAGAUGGCAGAGUGUGGCCAGGGAGUAGAAGUCGGUUCUGUGACAUCUGAGGUCAUGAAAACGAUGACCUUAAGAAGCCCAUGAAACAGCACCCAGAGCCAGAAGCCGCAAAGGGCCCCAGGAGCACCCCAACAGAGCCUACUCUACUCUUCUUACUUUGGGUGAAAUAAAAAGCUAUUCAACCCGA